Nematostella vectensis (starlet sea anemone) is the source of this 2635-nucleotide messenger RNA. RefSeq names its product cysteine-rich protein 2-binding protein. The transcript is spliced from 17 exons. Bases 127 to 2355 code for a protein of 742 amino acids. NCBI's taxonomy places the organism in Eukaryota, Metazoa, Cnidaria, Anthozoa, Actiniaria, Edwardsiidae. The record is from RefSeq and is a predicted model, not a curated record. Gene Ontology annotation, molecular function: acyltransferase activity, transferring groups other than amino-acyl groups.
UCAAAGUGCUCGUUACAUAUUGUUCUUGACUGAAGUCGGAAAAGCGGCCAAGUCAAAAUGGUGUGAUGAAGGAAUUGUGUGUUGUAUUGUGUUCUGCUGUGAUUAUGCAAAGAAGAACACGAAAUUAUGAGCUUGGAGGAAUCACAAUGUUCCAAGGAGAAGAAAGAUGAAAACGAGAAGGUUUGUUACUGCCACGGACCCAAGGAAGGGGAUUUGAUUCAGUGUACAAGUUGCCAGUUGUACUUCCACUCAGGUUGUUUAAAGUCUGGGCGUCCUUCUCCUCUUGCGGGGGAUGUGUUCUUUAACUUGACCUGCGCUAACUGUUCUGAUGAUGGACAUGAUGACUGUUAUAGAGGAAACAUUAGCUGGAUGCAGGCUGUGUAUCUAGCUCUUUACAACCUUCUGUUAAGUGGAAGUGGAAGAAAAGGGUAUUUCAGAUGGAAAGAAGACAUCUGCCAGUUUAUUGAUAGAAACUGGUUGCUGCUCUUUCCUUAUAAAAGGCGUUCCACAUCUUGGUGUAGCACAAUUGCAGGGACAUUGUCAGUUGGCUGUCCUCGUUACUUCAAGUCAGGUCAACAGGAAUUCAAGGAGUCGGGCUGGUGGUCCCUAAAGGAAAACAUCUCUCCGGUAGAAGUCUUGAACAUCUCUGGAGCAGAUGCUAAGAAGCGUAAACUACCAAAGAAAAGAACUCCUGAGAAAAGAAUACAAAAAUCUGAUCCAAGCCCUGAAAGUACCAAAAGGACUUCAGGAGAAGUGGGCAUAAGUGAUGGUAUUCUUUCUAAUGAGGACUUUACUGAUCUUGACUACAACACCAUGAUGGCUUCCCUGAUUGGGGAAGAACAACCUCCAUUAAUAGCGGUGUCAGAUACCCCGGCCAUUAUGGAAGUAGAGAGCUUGUGCUCUCUUAUCAGAGGAGGGGUUGAUGAGGUAGAACAGGAAGACUGUGACAGCAGUGAAGAUGAUGAUAAUGAUGAUGAUGGUGGUGAUGAUAAUGAUGAUAAUGACGAUGGGAAUGACAAAGAUAAUGAUAACAAUGAUGUCGCAAGCAGCUCUUCCAAUGGUUUCAGCACUGGAGGCAAGCAUUAUUCUGGCUCCCUUCCCAUUGGGCAGUCAAACAAAUCCUUGAAUGACUCCUUGAAUGACGCUCCAAUAAACACAUCAAAUAUGAAUGAACCAAUGGACAUGUCCUCAAGUGAACAGCAAGAAAUGCAAAGCAGUAAAACACAAUUGAGCACAAGCAGUAGUGACCCUAGACUAGAGAAUACUACCUCAACAAGGCAACAGCAGUCUGAUAAUGCAGAUGAAAGCAAGAAGACAUGUGCUGAACAGAGAGUGGUCCCUAUGACUGAAGUCCAGGAGCAUGAGCUGUUGUGCAGAUUGGACGCUUGUCCACUUGCUCUUCAAGAAGACAGCACAAUGAGAAGACUUAGAAGAAAACUCCUCCUGAGAAAGACCAAACGUGACCGUGCCUUACCGCUGUUUGAUGUGGACAGAAUCAUCUCCCAAUCACUGAGAACUAUCAGUGGUUAUGCAUUCAUUGAUGGCAAUGUGGUACCCAAAAAGGAGGAUCCUUCUAAGCUGGACAGCUGUUUCUUUGAGAAAAGCACGGAACAGAAACCUUCUUGGACAACACAUUUGUCUCUUGGGAGGAAAAGCAACAUUCUUGAUCGAUUCCAGGCAGCCCCACAGAUGCUUCAUGGGCAAAGGCGCAGUGCUACAAGUUUCCGGCACCUAUUAAUAGGGGUGCACCAGCACAACCACAUGCGGCCCUUUACCAGUCCAUAUACAUCCAGAAUGCUCAAACCAUAUAUUCGAAGAGACUUUGAGAGUCGACCCCUGAAACUGAGGCUGAUGGAAGAGCUAAUGGAACGCACCCACAGGGGCCAGAUGGGGUGGAAGCCACAAGAGCGGCGUCCUAUAGACUAUUGUUAUGUGCAGCCUCAUCACAUUCCAUCUGUGAAUGCCAUGUGCCGUGAAUUCUUCUGGCCAGGGAUUGAUCUUUCAGAGUGUCUUCAAUACCCGGAUUUCAGCUGUGUGGUCCUAUACAGGUGUUAUGUGAUUGGCUUUGCAUUCAUGGUCCCAGAUGUGAAGUACAAUGAGGCAUACAUCUCCUUUAUACUGGUGCAUCCGGAGUGGCAGCAUGCCGGCAUAGGCUCCUACAUGUUAUACCAUCUAAUCCAGACGUGUAUGGGAAAGGAUGUGACAUUACAUGUAUCUGCAACCAAUUCUGCCAUGCUGCUGUACCAGAGAUUUGGUUUCAAGCCAGAGGAAUUCAUAAUUAACUUCUAUGAACGCUACCUUCCAGCCAACAGUCCACAGUGCCCACAUGCAUUCUUUUUGAGACUACGAAGAUGACCUCCAAGCUUCUUUUUUUUUUUACUCCACAAAGCUAUGUGGCGGUAUGAUUGUCCUGCACUGUAUUUUUUCCUUGUGUGAUUUUUUUUUCUGCUUUUUGAUCACCCCUCCCCCCAUCGUCCCUCCCUUAGAUAUUUUGCUUACAAGGAAAUUCAUGGUAGAACAAUUACCCCACCCCCCCACCCCUGCCUAGAAUUUUGUGAAAUUAUCUGGUGCAUGCUAAAUGUACAUUUAUUAUUUAUUUUGAGGUACGAACUUGAUAAUAAAAUUUCUAAAUGAA